UACUCUGAGUUGAUACUGAAGUUUGAACAGCGCAAAGCUGAGAACAUCAAGAACAGCGUCGAUAGCUUCAUAUUUAUUCUUUCUAUAUUAUUUUAGUAAAGUAUUAAUAUUUGUCGGAGAUAUCAGGAGAAGGACGGGUACUGAAUAGAACACUGCACUACCAUAUCGAAGGAUUUUAUUUUCAUUGCUUACUUUUUGAUCCGUUGUUUCCAAGUUUAAAGGAUCUAUCAUUGUAGAGGUAAGAACACGUUUUUUAUUUUAUGGAUAAAUCAUUGCAUUGUAAACGAUCAUCUUGUGCAGAAUUUGAUCUUAUACAGAGCUGACACAUUUCACUAAGAUGUGUUAUUGAUGCCCUCAGAUAACAGAAGUGUGAAGUCUCAUAAUGAUGUUGGCUUCGCUCUUUUUACUGUUGAUGGUAUGGAACUGCGAGGGCGUCAGGUUGCCAGAAAAUCGAGAUGACAAUAGCAUCUAUGAUUUGUUUGAACUUGCUCGUGUCCCCAACAAACAUCAUGGAGUGAGUUUAGUGAAAGGUCCAGACCCUAACAGUCCAGCAUAUAAAAUUUUGAAUCCAAACCUGAUUCCCUCAGUUCCCGACAUGUCCUUCAGGGACAUAAUUGAUUCCAUUCAGACAGAAAAAGGAUUUCUUCUGUUGGCUACCUUCAAGCAAGCGAAGAAGACAAGAGGCAGUAUUUUGACCGUGGAAAAGAAAGACGGUUCUGGACCCAUUUUUGAGAUCAUCUCUAACGGCAAAGCAAACAGCCUGGAUUUAGUUUAUACUACCAUGAACAAGCAACAGGUGGUGUCCAUCGACGAUGCGUUUCUGUCCACCGGCGGCUGGAAGAACAUCACCCUAUUCGUUCAGGAAGACCGGGCGCAGUUGUUUGUAGGCUGCGAAGAGGUCAACACCGCGGAACUGGAUGCGUCCAUCCACAAAAUCCUGACCCAGCAGGUCGCGGAUUCGGCCAGGCUGAGAAUCGGGAAGGGAGCAGUAAAAGAGAGAUUCAUGGGCGUGCUCCAGAAUGUGCGAUUCGUUUUCAGAACCAGCCUUGAUGCCAUCCUGCGCAACAUGGGAUGCCAGAGCCAGAGCACCUUGACAGAGGUCAUAACUUUGGACAACCCAGUGAACGGGUCCAGCCCAGCCAUUCGCACUGACUACACCGGCCACAAAACCAAAGAUAUCCAGGGCGUGUGUGGAUUCACUUGUGAGGACCUGGAGAGCAUGUUUAAAGAACUCAAGGGACUCGGCUUGGUGGUGAAGCAGCUGUCCAACGAGCUCCGUGAAGUGACUAAAGACAACGAGCUGAUCAAGACCACCAUGAGGAUCCACAACGGUGUGUGCCUCCACAACGGCAUCGUCUACAAGGACCUUGACGAGUGGACGGUGGACGCUUGUACCGAGUGCACGUGUCAGAAGUCUGCCACCGUAUGCCGGAGGAUCUCCUGCCCGCUCGUGCCCUGCCAGAAUGCCGUCGUGCCGGAGGGUCAGUGCUGCCCGCGCUGCGACGAAGUCAACACUGAAGGCGCAGGCUGGUCCCCGUGGUCAGAGUGGACCCAGUGCUCUGUCACCUGUGGAAGGGGCAUCCAGACCCGCGGACGCUCCUGCGACCGCAUCACCAACAGCUGUGGGGGCUCCUCUGUGCAGACCCGCGACUGCUUCCUGCAGGAGUGCGACAAACGCUUCAAACAAGAUGGAGGCUGGAGCCACUGGUCUCCCUGGUCCUCCUGCUCGGUCACCUGUGGAGAGGGCGUCAUCACCCGCAUCCGCCUGUGCAACUCCCCCACCCCACAGUUGGGGGGCAAGGAGUGCGAGGGAGAGGGCCGCGAAAACAAGCUGUGCCAGCAAGUGCAGUGUCCGAUCAACGGAGGCUGGGGCCCCUGGUCCCUGUGGGAUACCUGCUCAGUCACCUGUGGUGGUGGCAGUCAGUCCAGACAGCGCCUCUGCACAGACCCUGCUCCCAAGUUCGGAGGAAAAGACUGUCUGGGCAAAGCUAAGGAUACUCAGCAGUGCAGCACUGACGUCUGCCCCAUCGAUGGCUGUCUGUCCAGUCCGUGCUUCUCUAGAACUAAGUGCACCAGUUUCGCUGAUGGAAGCUUCAAGUGUGGCGAGUGCCCAUCAGGCUACUCUGGAGACGGCAUUACCUGCACGGACAUUGAUGAGUGUAAAGUGGUUCCUGACGCUUGCUUCACACUUAACGGAGUUCAUCGCUGUGAGAACACUGAGCCAGGGUACAACUGCUUACCCUGCCCUGCACGCUACUCUGGCCCCCACCCCUACGGCAGGGGAGUGGAGGAAGCCACUGCCAAAAAGCAGGUGUGCGUACCACGCAACCCUUGCAAGGAUGGGACCCACGACUGCAACAAGCAUGCCAACUGCAUCUACCUGGGCAUCUUCUCCGACGCCAUGUACCGCUGUGAGUGCAAACCUGGUUUUGCUGGUAACGGGCACAUCUGCGGCGAAGACACUGACCUGGAUGGCUGGCCCAACCGAGACCUCCUUUGUGUCACCAAUGCCACCUACCACUGCAAGAAGGACAACUGCCCCAGACUUCCCAACUCAGGCCAAGAAGACUACGACAAAGACGGCCUCGGAGAUGCUUGCGAUGAUGAUGAUGACAAUGAUGGGAUCCCUGAUGAUAGGGACAAUUGCCAGUUCAUCUUCAACCCAACACAGUACGACGAUGACCGUGAUGAUGUUGGUAACCUCUGUGACAACUGCCCAUAUGAGCCUAACACAGAUCAAAUCGACACUGACAAUAAUGGAGAGGGAGACGCUUGUGCUGUUGACAUUGAUGGCGAUGGUAUCCUGAACGAGAAGGACAACUGCCCCUACGUGUACAAUGUUGACCAGAGAGACAGUGACAGAGAUGGAGUUGGUGACCACUGUGACAACUGCCCUCUUGAACACAACCCUGACCAGACUGAUUCUGACUCAGAUCGCGUGGGGGACAAAUGCGACAGCAACGAAGACAUUGACGAGGAUGGUCACCAGAAUAACUUGGACAACUGCCCUUACAUUCCCAAUGCCAACCAGGCCGACCACGACAAAGACGGCAAGGGAGAUGCCUGUGACCACGAUGACGACAAUGACGGCGUUCCAGAUGAGAAGGACAACUGCAGGCUGGCAUUCAAUCCUGACCAGAUUGAUUCUGAUGGCGAUGGUCGUGGAGAUAUUUGUAAGGAUGACUUUGACCAGGACAAUGUGCUGGACAUCGAUGAUGUCUGUCCCGAGAACUUUGCCAUCAGUGAGACGGACUUCCGCAGGUUCCAGAUGGUUCCACUGGACCCCAAGGGCACCUCUCAGAUCGACCCCAACUGGGUGGUUCGUCACCAGGGCAAAGAGCUGGUGCAGACAGUCAACUGUGAUCCUGGCAUUGCUGUUGGUUAUGAUGAGUUCAAUGCUGUGGACUUUAGUGGUACCUUCUUCAUCAACACCGACCGCGACGACGACUAUGCAGGCUUUGUCUUCGGCUACCAGUCCAGCUCACGGUUCUAUGUGGUGAUGUGGAAGCAGAUCACGCAGACCUACUGGUCCCAUCACCCAACCAAAGCCCAGGGUUACUCCGGCCUGUCCAUCAAGGUGGUCAACUCCACCACUGGACCAGGAGAGCAUCUGAGGAAUGCCUUGUGGCACACAGGAGAUACCGCAGGACAGGUGCGCACCCUGUGGCACGACCCCAAGAACAUUGGCUGGAAGGACUACACUGCCUACAGAUGGCAUCUGAUCCACAGACCCAAGACUGGACACAUUAGAGUGAUCAUGUAUGAAGGCAAGAAGAUCAUGGCCGAUUCUGGAGCCAUCAAUGACAAGACAUAUGCUGGUGGAAGACUAGGUCUUUUUGUCUUCUCUCAGGAGAUGGUUUACUUCUCAGACCUGAAGUAUGAAUGCAGAGAUUCAUAAUUCAACCAAGAUGGCCGCCUCCACGUGAAUGUGCCUUUAUGUACAAAUCUAAACAUGUAAUGUAUGUUUUGGACCAUAUAUCUAUCACUCCUCCCUUUGGACCAAGAGAGGGGUGAGCGGCUAUGAAGUUACUUGACUAUGGGAUGUCUGACGGUUGACUGCUGGAUGAAGAUACUAAAACCCCUGCAUCUUGGCAGGUAGUGCCUUGGGGAGCACAAACUUCCCCCACUCUCCCAAUCUUUGGGAGAUCUCUUUCUUUCAACCCUGCAUUGCACAGAAAGGGGUUCUAAAACAUGUCUUUGAACUUCUGAACUAGCCAGCAUCCCUCUCUUCAACCAAUGUCAAAGAGAUGUGUUAUCCUCUGAUCUGCUGUUGACUAUGUUCAUAAAAGAUCAACUUGUUUCAAAAUGAAGAAAGCAAUAUUAGUUUUGUUUUGACCACUCAUUUCAUAGUAGAAGUAGAAGUGUUUGAUGGCCCCUUGAAAGAUUUACUAAGGAAUUAUAAUACAGAGUAGAACAGAUCGACCUAUUAGGAGAGGGUUAAUCUCAAAUUGAGACCCUACCAAACCGAAAAUCUCACACACAAACGAUUGGACUGCUCUAGUCAAAUUCCCUAGCUUUUAGAGUAAUUUGAUACAAAUGAGAAUAAACCAAAAACCUGCUGGCGAACCAACCUAAAUGGCGAACCAGAACUAGGAUCCCUCUCAAGUCCAAAAAAAAAAAAACAAUACUGAAAACUGAGUCACGUUAAUCAGAGUAGCAAUUUGAAAGUUUCUGCAGAGGGACCUUGAAAGUGUGUAGUACACACACAGACAGAGCAGGAGCGGACACCCAGACAGUAUGUGACUCGGAACUGGCCCAAAUCAGGACUAUCCAUUUCUGAAUGAAUAAUCACUUGCUAUCUGGGCAUUUUAGUUAGGGGGUGAAGAGGAAGAAAGACAAGGACGUUAAAGGGAGAGGAGAGGUACAAGCUGAAAUUAGAACUUUUUUGGCAUUUUUGUAUGUUUAAGAAAAGGACCAGAUUUUGUUAGGUUGUAAAUAAGUACAUAUUUAUUGUAUAUGUUGAUUGCUGAUGUAAAAGGGUUCAGAUGCUUUCUGGCAUCUAGUAUCCUUACUCAUCUCAUUGUCCUUUGUCAGAGAAGUUAACAACAUGGCAUUAACGUUGAAGUUAAACUGGAAAACAAAGGGAAAAUCCACCAUCUGCUCUAGAAUUCAGUAUUAUCAUCUUUCAAUGGCAAUAAGGUAAUUACGCAUCUUCUUGUUUUUGCUUACAACAUCCAUUCUACAGUCUUGUACUCGUAACUAGUGUGUCUGAGUAUGCUCUACAUUUGAGUAAACGCAAUGUACAAAUAUUACCUCAAUGAUGUACAAUUGAAACCAAAAACACGUAUCUUGGAGCUGCAGUAUAUACAAUGGUUGGCUUUGUAAUUGCUACUGUAGUACAAUCAUAUUUUUAGCCUGUAUAUAAUACAAAGUAUUUUUUUGUAGCAGACAGUUCCCAACAUAAGAAGAAUUGACUAGUUUUUAUAAAUAUGUUGUGCUUUAUAUAUGUCUGAUGAUGCCUUUUUUUAAAGUAAAUAAGUUAUUGUAAUGAUUUAUUUCGAGAAGUUAUUUGAUGUGUGUAGAUAUAUGCUAUUUAAAUAAUUUAUCAAGAAACACGACCUGAUGUGGAAAUGUUUCUGUCUGUAUAAACUGUUUGCACACUGACAUGAGGUUGUUUUUGUUUUGUGUUUUAGUUUUUCGAUAUUUUUUCUUUUCUUUUUUUUAUUACUAUUGAUGCUUAUAUUUAAGUAUUUGUACCAGUUUUAUCGACAAAAAGGGCUGUUUUGACCCAUACCAUGUAAUUUGUAAUGUCAAUGAAACAAUAAAUAAUUCCAAGAAAGAAUUUCAAAA
Molecule: messenger RNA, 5790 nt
Organism: Clupea harengus (Atlantic herring)
Lineage: Eukaryota; Metazoa; Chordata; Actinopteri; Clupeiformes; Clupeidae
Gene: thbs1a
Product: thrombospondin-1-like
Exons: 22
Coding region: 383-3898 (1171 amino acids)
Biological process (GO): cell adhesion; negative regulation of angiogenesis
Cellular component (GO): extracellular region
Molecular function (GO): calcium ion binding; protein binding
Source: RefSeq, a predicted model, not a curated record